This is a messenger RNA of Cavia porcellus (domestic guinea pig), 2413 nucleotides long. RefSeq names its product insulin like growth factor binding protein 3 (gene Igfbp3). NCBI's taxonomy places the organism in Eukaryota, Metazoa, Chordata, Mammalia, Rodentia, Caviidae. The record is from RefSeq and is a predicted model, not a curated record. Gene Ontology annotation, molecular function: insulin-like growth factor I binding; fibronectin binding; insulin-like growth factor II binding. Gene Ontology annotation, biological process: regulation of insulin-like growth factor receptor signaling pathway. Gene Ontology annotation, cellular component: extracellular region. The transcript is spliced from 5 exons. The coding region runs from base 29 to 1021 and encodes 330 amino acids.
CAGACGCUAGCGCGGCAACUGAGCGCUGAUGAUCUGCCAUUGCGCGCCUGCACGGAUCCCGCAGCUUUCGCCGCGCGCUGUCAUAGCUCCGUCCCCGCGUGCUACGGCCACACCAGCAGCUGCCCCAGCCGCGGGCGCCAUGCAUCGGGCGCGCCCUGCGCUUUGGGCCGCCGCACUCAUCACGCUGGCACUGCUCCGCGGGCCGCCCGGGGCGCGAGCCGGUGUGAGCGCGGUGGGCGCGGGCCCAGUCGUGCGCUGCGAGCCGUGCGACGCGCGUGCGCUGGCGCAGUGCGCGCCUCCGCCCACCGCGCCCGCUUGCGCCGAGCUGGUGCGCGAGCCGGGCUGCGGCUGCUGCCUGACGUGCGCCCUGCGCGAGGGCCAAGCGUGCGGCGUCUACACAGAGCGCUGCGGCUCCGGCCUCCGCUGUCAGCCGCAGCCCGAUGAGCCGCGCCCCCUGCACGCGCUCCUACACGGCCGCGGGUUCUGCGCCAACGCCAGCGCCGCUGGCCGCCUGCACUCCUUCCUGCUGCCGGCGUCCUCCGCUCCAGGAAAUGCCAGCGAGUCGGAGGAGGACCAGAGUACUAGCAGCGUGGAGACCCAGGCGGUCCCUGGCACCCACCGGGUGACCGACUCCAAGUCCCACACCCUCCACACCAAGAUGGACGUCAUCAAGAAAGGCCAUGCUAAGGACAGCCAGCGCUACAAGGUGGACUAUGAGUCCCAGAGCACGGACACCCAGAACUUCUCCUCCGAGUCCAAGCGGGAGACAGAAUACGGCCCCUGCCGGAGAGAGAUGGAGGACACACUCAACCACCUGAAGUUCCUCAACGUGCUGAGCCCCAGGGGUGUCCAUAUCCCAAACUGUGACAAGAAGGGGUUCUACAAGAAGAAGCAGUGCCGCCCCUCUAAAGGCAGAAAGCGGGGCUUCUGCUGGUGCGUGGACAAGUACGGGCAGCCCCUCCCGGGCUACGACGCCAAGGGCAAGGAGGACGUGCACUGCCUGAGCAUGCACAGCCAGUAGACCCGCUGACCACUCAAUGUGGAGCUCAAAUACGCCUUAUUUUGCACAAAAGACUGCCAAAGGUCAGCAGCUGGCUACAGCCUCGACUUAUAUUUCUUUCUGUGGUGAACUGAUUUUACAGAAACAAAACCAAACCAAAGUUUAGACAGAUUUUCGAAAUGCCUAUGGUUCCUUUAAGUGGUAAACGUGAGCAUCUUUCCAGUAAUUAGCAAAGAGCAGUUUGAAGUUUCUAGUUGCUGCCUGUAAAAGUUCACUUGCACAGAAGGCCACAGCCUCCGGUCCCCUCCCGGAACCACACCCCAGGUCAGCUGAGAAGGUGACCGACCCUCACUCCCUCCCUCUGUCAAAAGAGCACAGGCCUAGGAGAGUAGGAACCUUCAACUCCAGUCACCUGGAUAUCCUGAAGCCCCUCCCAAGGCCACAGCCCAUGUGGGGACAUCUUCGAAUCCUGAGUCUCGACCACGAAGUUUGUCCGUCAUCUGCAAGGGACCUGAUCUGCUUUGGAGCCCUGUCUCACAGACAGAAUGACCUGGAAGUUUCCAGGGGGUACCAGGACGCUGUGCACCUGGUGUGUGUGUGUGUAUGUGUGUCCUCCUCCACCAGGUGGCAACUGCUUGAGGACAGGGCCCUUUAGAAGGCUGGGUGGCGGGGAGGCUUUCAUCUUGGUCCCACAGGGUGGCAGAGGUAGGGGUAAAAACUGGCAGCCUCCUCCUCCUUGUCCCGAGGCCCUUGUGAGUGAUGCUCGAUUCUCUAGAUGACUGCAGAAAAUAGUGUUUGCUACUUCAACUCCUCAAAACCAAGUGUAUUUUUGAGGUUAAGCUCUUUAAAAGCAAAAGGUUUAUUUUCAUCUCUCCUGUCUCCUGCUCGGGCGCAAUGUGUUUUUUAAAAAACAAAGUCUAAACAGGAAAGAUGCCCGGCUUGCUGGGAGCCUUUCGAGGACGCUGGACUCUUCCUGAGAGCUCUCUGACCUGUGUUGGUUGAACUUGGAACCCUUACACUCUCCCCCACUCACGCAUAUAUACGGAGAAGUUAACAGUAUAUACGGCAUAGCCCAAAUAUAAUAGGAUCUGUACUAGAUAAUCCUAGAGGAAAUGGUAGAGAUACUAGAUGAUGUAGCUAACCACGGCUGUGACCAAGGAAAAGAGCUCGUGCCUGCGGCCACCUGCUGUCCCCAAGGCUGGGCCCUGAGCCUGUCUGACGAAGCCCGCGGCCCCGGGGGUGGACCCGCUGCGUGGAGCUCCCUUGAUAAUUCCAAGGGCUCUGGGGAUGUUCUGCCUACCUAUUAGCUUUCCUUUAUUUUUUUAAUUAAGUUUUUGAGAAAAAAAAAGUAUUUUUGGAAAGUUUGUCUUGCAAUGUAUUUAUAAAUAGUAAAUAAAGUUUUUACCGUGACAA